GCCGCCCGGACCCCGGGCCGCUCCCGAGCCAUGGGCGACCUGCCGGGCCUCGUGCGCCUCUCCAUCGCGCUGCGCAUCCAGCCCAACGACGGCCCGGUCUUCUACAAGGUGGACGGGCAGCGCUUCGGGCAGAACCGCACCAUCAAGCUGCUCACGGGCUCCUCGUACAAGGUGGAGGUGAAGUGCAAGCCCGUCACCCUGCAGGUCCAGAAUAUUUCUAUCGGUGGUGUGCUUGUCCCACUGGAGCUGAAGUCCAAAGAGCCUGAUGGGGACAGAGUUGUUUAUAUAGGCACAUAUGAUACAGAAGGCGUGGCCCCGACCAAAAGUGGGGAACGGCAGCCCAUCCAGAUCACCAUGCCGUUCACAGACAUUGGAACCUUCGAAACAGUGUGGCAAGUCAAGUUCUACAAUUACCACAAGCGGGACCACUGCCAGUGGGGAAGCCCCUUCUCCGUCAUUGAGUACGAAUGCAAGCCCAAUGAGACGCGCAGCCUCAUGUGGGUGAACAAGGAGUCCUUCCUCUGAAGACGGCUCCUUCGGACGUUGCUGGACAGUCUCCAAAAGUCUACUUUUAGAUAAACCAGCACAAGUCUUAGCCAAGGCACAGCACUCCGUGGAUGUUUUCCCGCCUAGUACCGAGGACGUCCUAGCCCUGAUCCUUGUGAAAGUGUGAUUUCCCCUGAUGACCCAGCCCUGAGAGGCCUCCGUGCACUGUUCUAUGCUGGGGCUCUUGCAGCCGUCCAUGCUCAGUUGUGCUACUGGCCAUUGUGACUGGAACUCAGCAAGACUAGCAAGCUUGCCCUAUAGUGGGGGGUUCCGCAGAAUGACCAUGCUGUUUUGUUUCCAAGAUAAAUAGUUCCUCCCUUCUAUGUUCCUUGUCAGACUUAAAGAAGUGACAGUGUGCUUGGGCUCUCCCGUGCGUGAUGUUGUAACAUGUGACAUACAGUGUUUGCCAGCUCCCAAAACGGGUUUGUGAAAACGUAACAUAGUCAGCAGUGAAUGGGAAUCAAAUGCUGUGUUGCCUAUAUCAACAGCUCAGCUUUUUAAGAGAUGGAUGGUGACAAAAUUAAAAGAUGAGUAUGUAAAGAAGCAUUUAUAAUGCGUUAAUGCCCUUUCAAGUAGCAAGGUAUUGUAUGGUGGCCUAGUGGAGACAGGGAAGGGCAUUGCUGUAGAGCAGGGGCUGGGGCCACCCCUUUGGCAAGCCACCAUGGUGUUCAAACAGGCAUCCUGACAGCAUUCCUAUGAGCCCUUUCACUGGAACUUUGUACAACUGUGUAUGGAAUCGUAAUCAAGUUUUGAUAUUUCUUAAUAAAGAUAUUGAAAAUCA
Messenger RNA from Jaculus jaculus (lesser Egyptian jerboa), 1327 nucleotides. RefSeq names its product cannabinoid receptor interacting protein 1 (gene Cnrip1). Gene Ontology annotation, cellular component: plasma membrane. Gene Ontology annotation, molecular function: type 1 cannabinoid receptor binding. The transcript is spliced from 3 exons. The record is from RefSeq and is a predicted model, not a curated record. The coding region runs from base 31 to 525 and encodes 164 amino acids. NCBI's taxonomy places the organism in Eukaryota, Metazoa, Chordata, Mammalia, Rodentia, Dipodidae. Gene Ontology annotation, biological process: negative regulation of signaling receptor activity.